AACAGACCUGAAGAAUUUUGACAUCACAUCAGGCAGAACACAUUUCCAGCGGUGACACAGAAAGAAGUGCGAUAAAGUGGAUAGACGAGAAAAAUAUCUUCACGGUGAAAAUCAACGACCAAGAACCGUGCUGGUCACGAACUAUUCGAUUUUUUUUUCGUGAAAAAGUCCGUUUAGAAGGUUUCCUGCGAGAGUUUAGCUUUCGUGUUUUUUUUCUAACUUUUUCGCUGACUGCUGGAAAAGCAAAUAGCGGAACGAUUAUGCGGCAUACAACGUUGCGAAUGUUCCGGCCUUCGCCGUUUGCAAUGACGAUGGCAGUGGUGUUCGGUUGCCUUAUUCUGGUCGGUUUCAUUGCAGGCAAAUCACAAGUCAUCGAACUCGACGAGAGCAACUGGGACCGUAUGUUGAAGGAGGAGUGGCUGGUCGAAUUUUACGCUCCUUGGUGCCCGGCUUGCAAAAACCUUGCCCCCAUCUGGGAUGACUUGUCCACCUGGUCCGAUGAUUUGAGCAUCAAAAUCGCCAAAGUUGACGUCACGACCUCACCCGGUUUGAGUGGCCGCUUCUUCGUAACUGCACUGCCCACCAUUUUCCACGUCCUGAACGGUGAAUUCCGUCAGUACAAAGGACCCCGUGAUCUGAACUCACUGAUGACCUUCGUGGAGGAGAAAAAAUGGCAAAGCCUGGAACCCGUUUCCGCCUGGAGCAAACCGAACUCGAUUCAAAUGUCGCUGGUUUCCCAGUUCUUCAAAUUGUCUCACUAUCUGAAAGUAAGUAAAGCUUAUUUGAAGGAACUCAAUGUUAUGCUGUCCAAAGAGUACGGUCUGCCAGUUUGGGGAACGUACGUUCUGUUCGCCAUCGGUACCAUCUUGCUCGGUGCCAUUCUGGGGCUCAUCCUGGUUUGCGUAAUCGAUUAUAUGUUCCCACCUAAAUCUGCCCAACGCAAAAGUUUCUCCGAGUACAAGAAGAGCUUGAAGAACGAAAAUGUACCAGAGGAGCUCAAAGGUGACGAACUGGAGGAUGAGGAUGAGCAAGCCGAUGCUAAGGACGACGUGGAGGAAUUGGGCGAGGAAGAAGCUUCUUCAGAUGGCGAAAAAUAUUCCGGUUCGGAUUCGGAGGAGGAAACACCAGAGAGCGAUCGUAAAAAUGAAGAAUCGGCACCAGCUAGUCCGAAGAAAGACAAAAAGGACGAACAAGUCGGUAGCCCAGAUGUACGAAAACGCAAGUCCCGGAAAGCGGAUUAGACACGCCACUGGGGAGGCCUAUUCUCUAUCUGGUAAGGAAUAUUAUUUCUCGUUUAGUUCGAGUGGUGGAUUGAUGUGGGGAAUCGAAAUGUCUGUUUUGUUUGCUGUGAAGCUGAGUCGAGAAUAAACGCCCGAGCCAUGAAAAGACUUAUUACGGGAGGAAGAAAGGAGGGAACCACUUGAGGUACGAGCGAAUGUGAAUUAAUUACUGAGGUUCAUCGUUUUGCACAUUAAUAAUAUUCACAGAACUGUAUUUUGGCGAGUCGCUAACCAAAUGAAUAAGCAAGCAUUUACAUAGAUUGUAAUCAUAUAUACAUAAUUACACAAAACAUUUUUGCUUCCCUUUUUUCAUGUUAUAUACUAUUUUUCCUCUACACUGUUUUUUUUGCUUGCCGAAACAGGCACUAAGUUCGGUAUGCUAAUCAUACCGGAUGUUAAUAUUCUUUUUUCUUUCACUACAAGUUAUUCAUGAGAUUCUCCAGUGAACGAAUUUCGCUUUUCAGUUUAUCGAAGACCAUAAAAGGUUUUAAAACAAAUGAUGAAACACUAGAAUUUUGUCGAUUGAGUAGCGUACACUAUUAGUACUUCAAAUGAAGAAAAAAAAAAGAUCUUUAGGAUAAAUGUAAAAUAAAUGCAUUCACAGAGUAUCCAUAUUGCGAAGUAAGUUCGAAAUAAACACAUUUUUGAAAAAUGCGA
Molecule: messenger RNA, 1937 nt
Organism: Toxorhynchites rutilus septentrionalis
Lineage: Eukaryota; Metazoa; Arthropoda; Insecta; Diptera; Culicidae
Product: thioredoxin-related transmembrane protein 1-like
Exons: 3
Coding region: 261-1241 (326 amino acids)
Source: RefSeq, a predicted model, not a curated record